Molecule: messenger RNA, 3516 nt
Organism: Plodia interpunctella (Indianmeal moth)
Lineage: Eukaryota; Metazoa; Arthropoda; Insecta; Lepidoptera; Pyralidae
Gene: Ythdf
Product: YTH N6-methyladenosine RNA binding protein
Exons: 6
Coding region: 215-2254 (679 amino acids)
Biological process (GO): mRNA destabilization
Cellular component (GO): cytoplasm
Molecular function (GO): mRNA binding; N6-methyladenosine-containing RNA reader activity
Source: RefSeq, a predicted model, not a curated record
UUUUUGAUUGCGGCAACAUUGUUAUGGCCGCCAUUAACAAACGUCCAUCCGUUUCGUUUCGGAUAGCAGUGGCAAUUUAUUUGUACGGACAUUUUAUUAUAUUUUAGUGACUUUCAGACACUUUGGACACUGUAGUGAAACUGAUGUGAUUUAAUUUGGUAUUGUCGUUAAGAAAGACUUCAAUAAGUGGUCAAUAUUCUUAAAAUCGCGGCCAAUGUCAGCAGGCGUGUCAGAUCAGCGAAUGAAAGGGCAAGGGAACCAAGUGACAAAUGCACCGAAAGAGCAACAGUUAGAGAGCGGCGGAGACGAGUUAGCGGAGGUGUCAUGGCGCCAGCAACAACCUUCGUAUGCACCACCCAUCUCGUCAGCGGCCGACCCCUACAGCGCGGCAGGUUAUUACGGUACAACAACACUUCCUUAUCAAGCUUUUGGAGUCGGGGAUGGGACAUGGUCCACCAAUGGAACAGACCCGAUGACUUUCCUCGGAGGAUACAAUCCUCACGAUUCUUAUGGAAUGGAUGGUGUAUUUGGACCUUCAACAACUCCAUUUUCAACCGCUGCGUUUGGACAGCCUGCUUCAACUUUUAAUUAUUUUCACGGCAAUGGAGACUACUCUACUUGGGGUCAAUUGGGUCGCGCCAAGCAAUACGAUGACUACUACAGGACGGACGGGCUGUACGUGCCGGACGGCAUUAAGGCCGUGGAGUCCGGAGUGCAGGCACUCUCGCUCGGGGAGCACAAGGUGGAGAUGGAGCGAGCUCCCGAGCUCAAGGAUACGUCAAGCGGAUCGCAGCCCAAAAAGAUGACGUGGGCUUCUAUCGCCAGUCAGCCGGCGAAACCAGCGCCUUCCUCCCAGACGGGAGGUAUCAAGAAAAAGGGACCCGGAAUGCCCCCGCCUCCGAUCAUCCCGGGCAAGCAUAACUUGGAAAUUAAUGCUUGGGAUGCUGGUAAGAGCGCUCCCGUCGUGACGGCGCCGCCGCCACCGCUGCAGCCAGCGCCCGCGCCCGCGCCGCUGCCCAUGACGGUAGCUCCGCCCGCGCCGGCCUCCGCUCCUAUGCAACGUGGCCCACCGCCCCAACACACCCAGCCACCGCCUUCUUGGACGCAUGCGCCGCGAGCGCCUCCACCACACCAGCAGCAACAUCAACAGCACCAGCAACACCAACACCAGCAGCAUCAGCCACAGCUGCAGCCGCCGCACCAACCACGACCGCCCAUGCCGGCGCAGCCCGUCGCCGCUCCCCCACCUGCGACUCCUACUGGCCCGACUCCUCCGCAUCCAGUUUUAGAUGAGCUGCGUGUAAAGAAUGACUACAACCCUAAGGAGUUUGACUUGACCGCACCGAAUGCUAGAUUUUUCGUCAUCAAAUCUUACUCUGAAGACGACAUCCAUCGCAGCAUCAAGUAUGAAAUAUGGUGCAGCACAGAACAUGGCAAUAAACGUCUUGAUGCAGCAUAUCGUGAACGCGAACGAGAAGGGGGUUCAGUCUACUUGUUUUUCUCGGUGAACGGUAGCGGUCAUUUCUGCGGUAUGGCACGCAUGACCAGUGCUGUGGAUUACAACUCUAACUCCUCUGUGUGGUCGCAGGAUAAGUGGAAGGGACAAUUUCGCGUCAGGUGGAUCUAUGUUAAGGAUGUACCAAAUGUGGAACUUCGUCAUAUCAAAUUAGAGAAUAAUGAGAAUAAACCGGUGACGAACUCCCGUGACACUCAAGAGGUACCGCAUGCGAAAGGAUUGCUAGUGUUACGCAUUAUACAUAGUUACUGCCAUUCGACAUCUAUUUUCGAUGAUUUCAUUCAUUACGAACGACGCCAGGAGGAAGAAGACUCGCGUAAGGUUGUGCCGCAACAUGUCAGUCACGAAAAUAAUCGUGAAAAUCAUGAAAAUGGACGUGGGUAUCGAAACAACUAUCGCGAUCAUCGUGAUGGACGAGAAGGGCGAGACCAUCGUGAGGGACGUGAUGGUCGUGAGCCAAGAGAUUACCGGGACUCGCGGGAUGGCCGAGAUUACCGGGACAACAGGGACAUGCGCGAGCCACGAGAUAACCGCGAUCCGCGAGAGGUGCGGGACGCGCGUGACUCCCGUGACCCGCGAGACAAUCGUGAUCCACGCGAUCAUCGUGAUCAUCGUGACCAUCGCGAUGAUCGUGACGGCAGGGACAACCGGGACCACGGGUACCGUGACCGGGACAAUUAUAGAUCCCAUCAUAAGGACAGAGAUGGCUCACGUGGCCGCGGUCGCUCUCGCAAUUGAUUGGCUGCUAUGCUAUGCGAAAACGAUGUGAGGAAUGGCUUCUCCCCAUAGACAACUUAGUAUUCGAGUAAUAAUUGGUACCGUUUACACAACAGAUGUAUGACACAUAUGAACAUGUGUAAAUAGAAAUGAAGCAUUCAUCUUGGAGCAAUGUGAUCGCUCAAUGUUGCGUUUUAAUCUGAACAAUUUAAAUGUAACAUAGAAUAUUGUUUUAAACAGUGCAAUGCUCAUGAAGAAAAAACUUUCAACAAAUUAAAAUGUGCUAAAUAUUUUGUACUGGAAGAACAUUUAAUUAAACUAAUGCAUAGUGAACAGAACAAUAAAUAUCAACUUUAAAAUGUGUCUUUAAGUCACAUUAUGUUGAGUGGAUUGUGGACUUUGUUUCAAAUUUGUGGACUGAUCAAUAAAAUAUAGUAAUUUUUAUAACUAGGAAAUUCUGUGGUGAGAGGAGUUGAUCCUCUUUAUAGGGACUGGUGAAGAUGAGGAUAACAUCAACAUAUUAAAGUGCGCUGAAUGAGUGUAGUGUUAAAAACGAUACCAUAAUCAUCAGUGGCUUAACAUAUUGGAAAUGUUAACAUAUAUCAGUGGUGAUUAAUUGUAACUUUUAUAUUACAAAAAGAAUGUAAUCAAGAGGUGUGGACAUUUUGUAUACAUUUUUUUAAUAUCAAUAUUAAGGAAAGUUGUGAGUUCUCUCGUGGCAUUAAGUUUCUCUCACUCCAUUUUUUAUUGUUCAUGUUUUAUUAAUUUUGACUUCAUAUUCUGACGGAGUGAAUUUUUAACUUCUGUGUUAUCCAAAUCAUUGUCAUCAGAGACUAUCAGACUAUGAAGUUUUGUAUAGAUUAAGGGAGGCAAAUUGUUUUUGGUCAACAAUGUUCUUACUCAUGUACAUAAAUAUAUGUAUUUUAAUGAGUCUUUUCUAUGUUUAAGUGCAACUAGUGUGACGAGAGAAAUUUGAUGAUCAACUAAAGAAAACAUGUAUUUGUUACUAUCAUGUAUUGUCUCCCCACCUUAAUUUUAAAGUGCCUUUUGAUUUUUUCACUCAUGUUGAUCUAGUGCCACUUAAUAUUUUUAUUUUGAAAUAAAUCAUUUGUAGUUAGUAAUAUGCUCAUGCAUUCAAUUAUUUUUAUUUAAUAUUAUAGUUUUAACCUGAUAUUAUUAUUAUACAUCAUGGAAAAUCUUUUAUCAACAUGUUUGGUUAGAAAUUAUCGUGUCUAUAUGAAGUCCUUCUAAAACUGGAAAUGGAUUAAAGCCUGUCAUAGAAA